UUUCCGGGUUCUUUCAAAAUAAAAUAAUUUACGCGUAGGCAAAUUGGACAUGAGUGGACAAAUUGAAGCAUUGCUUUUAUUCUGAAACUCUGCGUUAUCUCCAAUGAUUUUGCGGGAUUUUGGACCUGAUGUGUGCCAGUUUUUAACGCUCAGAACUCGGAUAUUGAUGGUUUAACCAGAUUGCAGGUACACCUUUAUAAAGGCAGAUUCACCUCGUAGCUUGUAGUUUAUAUUAUGCUUUGAGUCAGAAACGCGAACGACCAACGUUAGCUAAUUUUGCUAUAGCGGUGGCAGUUAAGACUUCAAACUAAUUUAAGGUUAGUUAGACGCAAACUUCGGGAUUUAGCGUUCCCGUUGUGUGUGACAGUGACAGCCUCCCAUCUGUAAACUACGUUUAUAAGUCAAACACAGUGUUUUUGCUCUGUCCAAAGGUAGUAAGUUGUCUUGGCUAACUACUCUCUCAGUUUUGGAUAUGUACUGACUGAUAGAAGGACUUUACAGGACAGUCGUAGCUCGUUUAAAGCGUAACUCGGAAAUCAUCUUAAAAUUUAACCUAGGUGGUGUUUCUUCUCCAUAUUUCUCUCCCAGUCUGCUUGACUAGUGCAUGUGGGUAGCUGCUAGACAUUUCACCCCAGUAGUGACAAUAAAUCUCCGACAAAACAUUUGUAAAUUGGUGGUUUAACCGGUCAAAUAAUUUUUAAUGGCAAGGCUGCUGUUUUCAGCAUGGUGACAGUGUCACAUCAUGUGGAGAUGUCUUCAUUAGUGGCCUACGAGGAUUCAGAAUCAGAGGAUGAUUCUUUUAAUCAAACGGAGGAGGAGCGAGCACCGGCUUCUGUCCAAACUGGGUCUUGUGAUGAAAACCAAGAGGUCAGGGUGUGUGAUUCCUUUGAGGUAACGCCGACCCCCCACAGCUUCACACCUGACCCUGAAAGGUCAGUGUUUCAACAUCAUGGAAGCAGGUCUUCACUGCACCCACAUUCACGGCCACAGAGCUGUUUUAGCUUGGAAAGAAAAUAUUGCAGUGACGACACAGCACAAGAAAAACAUUUUAGAGAUACUACAGGUCCUUUGAGUUUACGUGCGACUCAUGGGAAGAUCUCACCACAGCAGACUCUUCCUCACAUGCCGCAAAGCUCCGGCGAUGGGUUGAAUGCACCAAAAAGACAUCGGACUGUCCCGUCUGGUGUCAGACCGUACAUCCCCAAGAGACAGAGACUUGCCACUUCAGUGGAGACAGUGGACUCAAAGUGCCCAGCAGAGCAAGGCGCAGGUAAUCAGACCAAGGAAAGCCAAAUUCUAUCAGAAGUGUCUGUGAGAAUAAAGCCGUAUCUUCCUCACAAGCCCAGCACUGCGGGGAUACCAAGGAGGCUUCUGAUGAGCCUGGAAGGCCACCAGGGCCCAGUCAACACAGUGCAAUGGUGUCCUGUGCCUCAUCUCAGUCAUCUGCUGCUGUCUGCCUCCAUGGACAAGACCUUUAAGGUGUGGGAUGGAGCAGAGAGCGGGCGAUGCCUGAGGGCUUACACCUGCCAUUCGGGAGCCGUGCGUGACGCCUGCUGGACCCCCUGCGGGCGACACCUUCUCACUGGCUCAUUUGAUAACUCGGCUGUGAUCACAGACGUAGAGACAGGUCAGCAGGUGGUGAAAUUGAACAACCAGUUCAAGGUGAUGUGUGUGGUCCUGCAUCCCAGCAACCCAGAUGUAUUCCUGUGUGGAGGUUACAGUUCAGUGGUCAAGGCCUGGGACUCUCGCAGCUGCAAGGUGGUGAACAUGUACAAAGCAGGGAUCCAGCAGACCUUGGACAUCUUGUUUCUGAGAGGUGGUGUGGACUUUAUAACAAGCACUGACUGCGUAAGCAGAGACUCUGCUGACCGCACUCUGGUCGCCUGGGACUACCAGACCACAGCCAAGGUCUCCAACCAGAUCUACCAUGAGCGGUACACGUGCCCCAGCCUGGCUCUCCACCCACUGGAAGAGUCCUUUGUUGCCCAGACCAAUGGGAACUACAUGGCAGUGUUCUCCUCCCAGCAGCCCUAUAGGAUGAACAAGAGGCGGCGAUACGAAGGACACAAGGUGGAGGGAUACGCGGUGCAGUGCGAGUUUUCUCUAGAUGGAACUAUUCUGGCCUCAGGAAGCUCCACGGGCUCUGCUCACUUCUACGACUGCCACAAUGCUCGUUCGCUGCACACCCUCCAGGCCCACAGCCAGCCCUGCCUGUGUGUGUCUCAGCAUCCCGUCCUGCCUGCUACUGCGGCCACCUGCGACUGGGCUGGGGAGAUCAAGGUCUGGCACUAAGGACUGGGAAUGAACAAGCAAAUAUAGACUUAAAAUUUAUAAGAUGUAGCAGGUUGGCCAAGAGAGGACUAUAUUAAACUGAAAACUCAUGUUCACAUUCAUCUUCAAGACGUUAUCUCCCAUAAUCUCUUGGGAUAAGAUGAUAAGCACUUGGCAAUAAAUUCUGGAAGGCAGCUAA
This is a messenger RNA of Dicentrarchus labrax (European seabass), 2470 nucleotides long. It is a transcript of the gene wdr25, whose product is annotated as WD repeat domain 25. The coding region runs from base 724 to 2292 and encodes 522 amino acids. NCBI's taxonomy places the organism in Eukaryota, Metazoa, Chordata, Actinopteri, Moronidae. The record is from RefSeq and is a predicted model, not a curated record. The transcript has 7 exons. Gene Ontology annotation, molecular function: protein binding.